Fragaria vesca subsp. vesca is the source of this 1240-nucleotide messenger RNA. RefSeq names its product ubiquinol-cytochrome c reductase complex chaperone CBP3 homolog. Lineage: Eukaryota; Viridiplantae; Streptophyta; Magnoliopsida; Rosales; Rosaceae. Gene Ontology annotation, biological process: mitochondrial respiratory chain complex III assembly. Bases 154 to 972 code for a protein of 272 amino acids. Gene Ontology annotation, cellular component: mitochondrion. The transcript is spliced from 8 exons. The record is from RefSeq and is a predicted model, not a curated record.
GGGCUAACCGGACUUCCACACCUACGCCGGCCCUGCCGUUAGAUUUGCAAGCGCUCUACUCAAGCUUCCCUUUCGCUCUUCUAGGGUUUUGGAAUCACGAUUUCUCCAUCACCGAGGCUCGAAACUGCGUCGUUUUACUCUCAGUCUCAGAAAAUGCUGCCGAGGUUGAGCAGAGCUCUCCCUCAGCUCUCGCGGCUGGGCUCACAGCGCGGCCUGAAUCACCGUAACGAUUUCUAUGCUAUUUCGCGCCAAAGCUACGCCAAGGCAGCUGUAGCUCCGGUCGAUACUCCGAGCGAGCCAGCGGUGAAUUUGGACAAGCUGUUUUGGUCCAAGCCGUGCUCGUUGGCUCUGCCUCCGGAGUCGCCGUUGAGGAUUGAGGAGCCGCAGUAUGGGGGAAUCAAGCGUGUGCUGUUUACACUCAUGCUGUUCUACACCAAACAAAGCAAGUCCAUUCGAGGGGCGAAUGUGGUGUAUAAGAGAGUCCUAUCGCAGGCUGAUAAACCGGCCAUAUACGAAGUGUUUAACUUGGAGAGAACUUUUAAGACGAAUUAUGCUUUGCUUGUACUUCAUAUGUGGCUUUGUUUACGCCGGUUGAGACAAGAGGGCAAAGAAGGUGUUGAGCUCGGGCAAUAUGUGUAUGAGACUUACAAUCACGAUGUGGAACUUAGAGUAUCUAAGGCUGGGGUCAACUUGCUAUUGAGUAAAUGGAUGAAAGAUUUGGAGAGGAUAUUCUAUGGAAACAUUGUUGCUUAUGAUGCUGCACUGCUUCCAGAGGCAAGGCAGGAUGAGCUGCCAAAUGUCAUAUGGAGGAAUGUCUUUUCUGAUGAUGGUUCAUCAAGGCCAGAUGAGGCUGCAUCAAGAACUGUCCAGGCAAUGGCAAGAUAUGUUCGCCGGGAAGUUAGUUGCCUGUCCUUAACAGAUAAAGAAGCUAUGUUUACUGGCAAUUUCAUGUUUACUCUACUAAAGAUAUAAGAACCAAAAUUGGAGGAAUCCAGAUGAGAACGAACCUAUCCGGUCAUAUGCAGAUUUUCCUUGUUUUGGGAGAUUGUUUUCAUACUGUAAAAGAUAGUUUUCCUUGCUGAAAGAAAUCAGUUGUUCACUUGUAAAAGACCAGGGUAUUUUAGUAAUCAAACUAGUUUUAAUACCGAUUCCAUAUGGUAAUUAGUUUCAUUCCUGUUUUGAUUUUUUAUGGUAAGUAAACAGUAAAUUAUAUGAAAUAUUCUCAUACCGAUUCUUGUUG